AUGGCGACAAUAGAAAAUGUCAACUCUCCAACAAACAGUCAAGGGCUAGUUGAGCCACAAUCUAAGACAGCGGACUAUAUUCAAGAGUUUAUCUUCACGCGCACAGGACCUCUGCGCAUCAACAUGAAGAUAUGUCCAAAGAGCGACCAAAACCAUCCUCUCUAUUAUGCGAACAUCACGGGCUCUUUCGGCGAUGACACCGACCUUGCAUUGCAUGCUGGUUCUGAUAGAGACCAACCUCACGUGGGAACCUGCCAUUUCAACAAAUUUCAUGCACCGCAAAUUGAAGUGCACCGUCAGGGUGGACCGAAAUCGAAGAUGAUCAUGAUCAAGGGACAGGGUUAUCACUGGUCCAUGCCUUGGGUACAUUAUUCAACUGAGCAAGGUCAUACAGAGAUUGAGCGCCACUUUUAUUGGAGGGCACAAGAAAAACACACACCGGCAUCGCCAGGCUCAGGCAAAUUAUGUUUGGAGCUGUGUAGUACAGACUAUGAUGACAUUUAUGCUACUUAUUCUGGUGCUGCACCUGGUACUCGGAAAGGAGGCAUCUUAUAUUUGAAGAAGAAUUUGGGAGAAGAAUGGAAGACGAUGGUGAUUUUGACACUAUCCACCCUGGUUGAGAAAGCCAGGCAGACAAGGGCUCGAGAUGGAGGCUUUACUACGGGCAUGUUGGCUUACUGA
This is a messenger RNA of Penicillium pulvis, 681 nucleotides long. RefSeq lists its product as uncharacterized. Lineage: Eukaryota; Fungi; Ascomycota; Eurotiomycetes; Eurotiales; Aspergillaceae. The coding region runs from base 1 to 681 and encodes 226 amino acids. The transcript has a single exon. The record is from RefSeq and is a predicted model, not a curated record.